AAGGAAGGAAGUGCCCCCUACACCCAUCACCCCUUCUUUCUUCUUGGGCAGUUGCAAACAAAAUGGGUUCGUUCGACAUAAGCGCUCCUCAAGACUUGCAGACGGCGGCUCUGUACGCCGUGGCGGCGACGGGUGCUGUCCUCGCCGUGCUCCUCCUCCUCUACCCAGACCGCAUGGCCUUCACCUCGCCACGUCCCCGCAAUGUCAAGACAAUGACCCCCAACUACCCCCUGAUCGGGAACACGCCCUGGCUGUUGAGCAUUGUACGCAAGCAGGAGAGGAUCCUGACAGCAAUCACGGAAGUUCAAAAGACUCAGGUCCCGGGCGGCCAACCCCUGACGCUGACGAUCCCCCAGCUCGGCGGCCGGGUCUUCCUCAUCAACCGUCCAGAGUACCUCAACUUCGUGCAAAAGGUCGAGUUCGAGCACUUUGUCAAGGGCUUCAACUUCCUAAACAACUUCUCCGACCUCCUGGGCUCUCAUGGCAUCUUCGUCGCCGACGGCGAUGUGUGGAAGAAGCAACGCAAGAUGGCCAGCCACAUUUUUAGUGUUGGCAACUUCAAAACCUACGUUCAGCAAACGAUCCACCGUGACAUCGACCAGCUGCAGAGGCUGAUGAGUGACUGCCACAAGACGGGCGCCCAGAUCAACCUACCCGAAGUCUUCUUCCGUUUCACAAUGUCGUCCUUCAGCCAGAUGGCCUUUACUGCCGAUCUCGAGGUGCUGCCUGCUACCGCGGAAGGCAUGAAGACCCGCAAUGAAUUUGCCGAUGCUUUCGACUUUGCCCAGUUGGUUGUCGACAACCGAUUUGUUGACCCCUUCCCUCGCUUCAUUGAGCUCUUCACCGCCCAAGGUUCUCGCAUGCGCAAAUCGAUCAAGACAUUGCGCGAGUACUGCUACCGCAUCAUUGAUCUGCGCCUCGAAGCCCGUGCACGCGGCGAGAGUGGAUCCGUCGACUCAAAGGAAGGCAAGGACCUCCUGGAGCUCUUCAUGGGCAUGGGCCUCACCAGAGACGAGCUCCUUCCUGUCGUUCUCAACUUCCUCAUCGCAGGCCGAGACACAACUGCGCAAUCGCUCUCAUGGAUGUUCUACGAGCUCUGGAAGCACCCUGAAUGCGUCAAGGAAAUCCGACGAACCGUUGCAGAGCACCUUGACGGAAGGCAGAUGGGCUACGACGACAUGAAGUCGCUCCCGUACCUUCAAGCUUGCUUCUACGAGGCCGUUCGUCUGCACCCUGCUGUCCCCAAGAAUGUCAGGACGGCGACGUGCGACACAACGAUUCGACCCUACCAGGGCACCGAGAAGCUUUCUGGCGAACAGAAGGACCUCCCCGACAUUUUCAUUCGAAAGGGCGAGGGCGUCAUUUGGUGUGACUACGCCAUGGCGCGCAUGCCCGAGAACUGGGGCCCUGACUGCGAGGAGUACAAGCCCGAGCGAUUCCUCGAGAAGAAGGAGGAUGGCGAGGUGCAAUUCAAAAAUUACGGUCAGAUGCUCGCCCACAUGUUCAAUGCCGGCCCUCGUGUCUGCCUUGGCCAGACGCUGGCGACGUUCGAAGGCAUGAGCGUCGUCGCAGCUAUUCUUCACAAGUACGACGUCGUGUACGAUGACGACGCUCUCACAGCAGACCCGCCCGUAUAUGCAGACUCGGUCACCCAUCCCAUCGCCAACCCUUACAAGGUCGGGUUCCGCCCCCUCUCUACCUAAAGCCGCUUUCACUUCUGUCCCCCCUACUUCAUUCUUAUAAGACCUUGUAAUGCUGUCCGUGUCUCCUCAGCCGCACCUUUUCAUUGAAAUGCUUUCCUUGAUCCUGAAGGAGAGCCGCGUCACUCAUGGCC
Messenger RNA from Acaromyces ingoldii, 1834 nucleotides. Its product is annotated as cytochrome P450. Bases 63 to 1703 code for a protein of 546 amino acids. The record is from RefSeq and is a predicted model, not a curated record. Lineage: Eukaryota; Fungi; Basidiomycota; Exobasidiomycetes; Exobasidiales; Cryptobasidiaceae. The transcript is spliced from 6 exons. Gene Ontology annotation, molecular function: iron ion binding; monooxygenase activity; heme binding.